AGUUUUUAAUGUAAAUGACAUAAUCCUUUUUUCCUAAAUGAAAUCUUUGAUUUUGUUUGAACUAUGAGAACAUAAGCCACUUUUCCAAACGAAAAUAAAAAAAAAAAUAAAAAACUUUUUCGUUUGGAACAACGGUUUAACGGACGUAAGUCACUUUACCCGGAACAUUUUUCAAAUAAAAGCUGUUUUAAAUUCAAAUAAGCCAUUUUACUCCGAUCAAAGUAUGCUGGAUUUAAAAAGGGAAUCUAAAAGGGGAAACUGAUUUAUGUACACAUAAGCCAUUCUAAUUUGGGUUUUGAAAGCGUAAAUACGGUCGUUUGAUAAAAGUGAAAUAAGUAUAUAUAUUAUUAAAUCGUUGUAAGGGUAUUUAAGUGAAAGAAUUUUCUAUAAUAUAUAUGUAAGAGUCUGGAAAAGAAAACAUUUUAAAGAAAAAAAAAGAAGCUUUAAACAAAAACAAAAAAAAACCUUCGCAAUAAUUGUGUUCUAUUUAUUAUCAUAAACAAAAAGUUUUUUAACAUCAAAAUGAAUAGAGCAAUGCAAAUGAUUCUUCUUGCACGUUUGAAAGGCGUUAAGAAUAAGAAUCCUGAACCUAAAGGUAUGUUUGUUUUUCUCUGUCUUUGUCGUUUAAGUGUCAUAUAACUAUAUGUACAUUAUGUGAUUGAUCGUGUUUUAUUUUUUAAUUUUCAUUUUAUACAAAAUACAUAUAAAUAAACCACAUACAUUAUAUUAAGGGUAUUCAUGUUUAACACUAAGGCCCAGUUUUUCAGUAGUGAGUUAAGCCAGGAUUAGUUAACUCAAGAAAAAGAUUUGUCUAUAUUUACGUCAAGAAGCAGUUUUUAAGUGAAGGAUGAAUGCAAAAAGGCUUACAAAACAAGGAAGAUAAAAUAUCAAAAGAAUUGUGUGUGUUAAUCCAGAAUUCACUCACCAAAUUUGGUGAGUUAACUCGAGUUUAACUCUAACCCUGCACUGAAAAACUGGCCCUAAGAUAAGGAUUUAGCUGCGGAAAAUUAUUAAUAAAAUGUCUUUGAUAAACUUAACCAAACGUUGUGACUAUUAAAUUAUACACCAACAAUCGCUCCUUUUUUCGGAAUAGUUAUUAAAUUUUUAAAUCAUAAAAACCAAGUUAAAGAUAUAAUUGAAUUAAUUUAAGUAUUUUGCUUACCUGCAUCCUUGAACUAAUUUUUAUAAAUGUUUGUAUAAGCUUAUACCUAUUAUAUUUGACAUUCAAUGCACAGAGAUUCAAUUAUUACACAGCAUAAAAGUUUGCCGUUCAUGCAAACUUUUAUGUAAAGUAAAUUUAUAAUUUUAACAAUUUUUACAACUUGGAUGAAUUGAAUACCCUUAUUAUUAUUGGUAUACCAGUAUUAAAUUCUUAAGAAAACAAAGAUAUUUUUCUUUAAAUAAUAAUAAAAAGCAGAUCAUUCACGUUGGAAAGAAAUAUUAUUUUCGAUUUAAAGUUAUAUAAAUGUAGUAUCUUAUGAGUUCGUUUUCCAUAAAGAUGAAAUGGGUUUAAUUCCAAGCUGCUCUGUGGAGAACCUAAGAACUUCAACUCGUCCUAGGGAGUUUGAUGAAACCGAGAUAUUUGUGCCAGUUGUGGCUAAUGAAACAGCUACAACCAGUGUCAAUGCCCUGACAGAUACAAUCAUCACAGAUUUGAAAUCUACAUUCGCCACGGAUAUGAUGUCAGAUGAAUCAAUUAACGAAGAUGAUGAUGAUAGCGUUAAAGAUCCAGACUUUCUUUUGCCAGAAAAAUCACCACAAAGUUUAUUUUCGGGCUCAGACAUUGAUGAUAUGGCCACCCAAUUAGAACAAAAUUUAGGUUCAGAAGAUCAUAUCCCAGGAAAUAGUAAUUUAAGCCCUGAGACUGUAUCAACAAAAGAAUCACGAAAGGGAAGACGUCAAAAACGAAAUUUAGGUCAGAACUACUUAACUAGUACUGAAAAAACGUUCCUGCAAAAAGGAUGA
Eupeodes corollae is the source of this 1965-nucleotide messenger RNA. RefSeq lists its product as uncharacterized. The record is from RefSeq and is a predicted model, not a curated record. Lineage: Eukaryota; Metazoa; Arthropoda; Insecta; Diptera; Syrphidae. The transcript is spliced from 2 exons. The coding region runs from base 1504 to 1965 and encodes 153 amino acids.